Messenger RNA from Encephalitozoon hellem ATCC 50504, 549 nucleotides. RefSeq lists its product as uncharacterized. The record is from RefSeq and is a predicted model, not a curated record. The transcript has a single exon. The coding region runs from base 1 to 549 and encodes 182 amino acids. Lineage: Eukaryota; Fungi; Microsporidia; Unikaryonidae.
AUGCCGGUGAAAGAGAAGGACGAAGUCCUUCUAGAAGAUAUCAAAGAGGAUCUCCAAAACAUAAGAGCAACAAUCAUGGCGUCCGGGGACAUCUCCAGGCUCGACGAAUAUAACUUCGAAAGCCUCUUUGGAAUAUACAAGAAUCCAGAGCAACAGGUUGUGUUUAUAAGAACCGUAUACAAGCAAAUAACGCGCGAAGUCUUAAAGUUCCUCUCUUCCAAGCACAUUCCAGAGGCAAUGGUCAACAUAUGUGUUCUUUACGAGGUGUUUAAAAGUCAGCGGGGAUAUAUCGAUGUUGAGAUGAGCCUGGAAGAUGUGGAGUGCAUCAAUCAGCAUGUGUACAGAUUGGGCAAGAAAGAAAAUGCAGGUAUUAUCCGGGAAGGGAUGUGUGCAUGGAAUUGCCUGAAAAGAAAAAAGGCCAUUCGAAUAUGUGUGAUGCCAUUUCCAGAUGACGAGCAAAGUUUAAUGGCGAUUGAAGAAGAGCUGGAGAGCAUAUCGAAAACCCUUGACAACUGGGACGAGUCUAGAAAUGAGAGCUGUAUAGAUUAA